AUGGCACGAAGUCCAGGGCUACCCGAGUCUCACGGUCGCGAUGGCGGAAGCAUCGCCCGCUCUACAUUCUCCCGCGGGUCCCCCGCUAUCCCGAGCCCCGGAUACUGGCAGAAGUUUCGAGGAAAGAAAGACUUCACAGAAUCCGUGCGAUUCGGGUGCUUCGUGUCCUUGGCCCUCGCGUCGGCGGUGAUUGUCGCGCUCACGGCUGUGAUGAUAGUUUCGCCGCAGUCCCCGCAAAAGCUGCUGCUUAAGUCCGCGUUUUCAGCGUCCUCGUCGCUUUCGAUUCUUCCGGCGACGAAUGCAGCGACAGAUGCGGCGAUAGAUGGGAGAUCAUAUGAGAUUCGCGCGGAACGAAGCAGCAUGCCGGAGACAAUUAGCGAAGUGACUGUCGCCAUAGCAGAGGGCGAUCUUCCCGCGCGCCUGCAGACCCUCUGUCUCGCGCCCGCGGUGGCGGCAGCGCUGUGGCGCCGCCAGCAGCAGCGGACGGGGGAGGGGUGGGCGCAACCCGCGGGCACGCGCCUGGGGCUUCGCGCGGGGUCGGCGGGAGGGGAGGGUGAGGGGAAGCGCAUGACGGUUGUGUGGGCGCAACAAGCAACGGAAGGCGGGGCAGAAGGGGGGAAAGCGGAUGUGGCGUUCCGCGCGCUGUUUGAAGAUGCGACCAACGGGAGCGCGACACCUGGCACGGGAUUCGUGCAUCCGGGCUGGAAGGUGUCCCUGCGAGUGCCACGUCACCUGAAGUCGCUGGUGCACCAGGAUUGGACCCCCCCCGAGGCAUGUUCUGCCCUUCGCCUCUUCCAGUCGUGCCUGGGCGCUCUCCAGCCCUCGCCACAUGUCACCAGAUUACUGGCUGGGGAACUGGGGGAGGAGCAGGAGGAUCAGAUCAAAGGAGCAGGAAAUUCAUUGUCACUUCUUUCCAGGCUUAAAUCGAGUACAGCAGUGUACCUUGAGGCCAAUCAGGUGAUGCCAGGUGGCACGUGCGGAGGGUGCCCCGAGGACCCUCUACUCAACUGCACGCUUCGCACGCUGACGUGGCGCUACCUGCGCGUGCCGUCCAACUCGUCUGACGUGGACUUCACUGUAGCAGCUGCCUCUGCUACAGACGCUGCUACAGUCGCCGGCACCUUCCAUCCCCUGCGCGCCCCUCUCCUCCUCCCCCACACCCGCAAGCGCAUCAGCCUCGGCUGCCCUGCCUCUCCCCAUCUCUCCUCCUCCCUUUCUUCUGCUCCCUCUCCUCCUCCACUCGCUACCGCGUCGCGACAAUCCAGUGAGGGCGAGGAGGAGAGCGGGAGAGAGGAGCAGCUGGAAAACGAGGUGCAGAGGGAGGGCAAGCAGCAGAGGGAGGAGGAGGAGGGAACCGGGAGCGAGGAGCGGAAUGAGGGUGAGGAUGGAAGGGAGAGCGGGCAGCAGAGCGCUGGCGGGAAGAAGAGCGCGGGCGAAGGAGGCCCGGCAAAGGCAACUCGGAGAAGAUGGGUGCUGGAAGAGAGAGGAGAUGCGGAGGGAGGAGAUGCGGAGGGAGGAGAUGCGGAGGGAGGAGAUGCGGAGGGAGGAGAUGCGGAGGGAGGGCAGAAUGGGAGAGAGGAAGGAGACGAGUUGCAAGAGGAGGAAAGGGACGAGGAAACGAAGGAGAGGGAAGAGGUGACAGGAGUAGAGGGGGUUGGUGGGCAAUUCAUGAAGAAAGAAAUGGGCGACAGUGAUGACAGCAUUGGUGGCAACCACAGUAGCAGCGGCAGCAGACGAGUAAGAAAAGGCAGGAGCAGCAAAACUGCGAGUAGCAGUGGGACUGUCAGCACCGCCACGACUGCCAGCACCGCAGGCAGUGCUAGCACGAGCAGCGCUGCUGCUGACCAGACGGAGUGUCAGCAGCUGCAACUGGCGGAGCUGCUGCUGCUGUCGUCCGCUAAAGGGCUCCUUCACACGCGCCCCUCUGUGGAGGCUCUCUUCAUUGCCGCGCAGGCCAGGGCGCGGAUCAACCAGGACGCACACACUGCUUCUGCUGCUAGUGCUGCUGCUGCUCCUGCCGCUGACAAUGCUGCUGCUGUGGCGCUUGGAGGCGAAACUGGUUUCUCCACUGCACCGUUAUCUGCAUCCUCGUUUGUGGUGGACCCGUCAGUGUGUGAAGCCCCUGAGGUGGCGCCUUUCAAGAACAUGUGGUUCCUGCGGCAGUAUCUCGUGGAUGAGGAGCUGAAGACCAUCUACUGUUUUGUGCCCAAGGCGGCGUGCACGAGUUGGAAGCACUCGGGCCUACACGUGCUCGCGUCCGGAUACACCGAAUCUGCCGUCAUGGCGCUCCUCACCCGCCCGGACUUCUUCAAAUUCACGUUCGUGCGCCACCCGUUUGCGCGCCUCGCGUCCGCCUACCUCAACAAGCAUGUGAACGGGGGGCCACCGCAGGGGCGGGCGUUUUGGAACAAGAGGUUCUUCCACGGGACGCGGCCGUUCCAGUGGCUGGUGGAGCACCAGGGGGGGUCGGACUUGCUGCAGUUUGGGGACUUUGUGGGGCUGCUGCGGACCAUGUUUAAGAGGAGGCGACGUACCAUGGACCCCCAUGUUGCACCCCAGGUGGAUGUGUGCCGGCUGAACGACAUUCGCUUUGAUUUUGUGGGUCAUUUUGAGAACCUGGCAGAGGACGUGCCGGUGGUGAUGCAGCGGCUGAAUCGCACUAUCACGUCUGAAGCAUUCUCCAUUGGGAAAUCAGCACACCCCACUAAUGCUCGUGACAAAUUCCUUGAUCUAUUUGACAAGAAAGCGUAUGACGAAGCAACUGAGUUCCUCUCCAUGGACAUGAAAGUGCCGCUGAACAACAUAUCGUUUUCACCUCCCCCAAGAUUACUUGAGCUCUUUGGGGAAGUAAAUAAGGCCCGUGCCAGUCGCAAUAAGCGACGUAGUUAA
This is a messenger RNA of Closterium sp. Yama58-4, 2889 nucleotides long. The record is from the annotation of a GenBank genome assembly. NCBI's taxonomy places the organism in Eukaryota, Viridiplantae, Streptophyta, Zygnematophyceae, Desmidiales, Closteriaceae.